Messenger RNA from Lemur catta (Ring-tailed lemur), 1035 nucleotides. It is a transcript of the gene SFT2D3, whose product is annotated as SFT2 domain containing 3. Gene Ontology annotation, biological process: vesicle-mediated transport. NCBI's taxonomy places the organism in Eukaryota, Metazoa, Chordata, Mammalia, Primates, Lemuridae. The record is from RefSeq and is a predicted model, not a curated record. Gene Ontology annotation, cellular component: membrane.
AUGGCGGAUCUCCAUCGCCAGCUACAGGAGUACCUGGCGCAGGGGAAAGCGGCAGGACCGGCGGCCGCGGAGCCGCUGCUCGCCGCGGGGGAAGCGGAGGGGUCCGCGGCCGGGGACGGACCGGCGUGGGCGUGGCUAGGCCGCGGGGGCCUGCGCUGGACGUGGGCGCGGAGCCCCGCGGAGCCAGCGGCGGCGGGCCCGGCGUGCGUGCCGAGGGUGACGCGCGGGCAGCGGCUGGCGGCGGGCGGCGGGUGCCUGCUGCUGGCGGCGCUCUGCUUCGGCCUGGCCGCGCUCUACGCGCCCGUGCUGCUGCUGCGCGCGCGCAAGUUCGCGCUGCUCUGGACGCUGGGCUCGGCGCUGGCGCUGGCGGGAGGCGCGCUGCUGCGGGGCGGCGCGGCGUGCGGGCGCCUGCUGCGCGGCGAGGAGGCGGCGUCGCGGCCCGCACUACUCUACGCGGCCGCGCUGGGCGCCACGCUGUACGCGGCGCUGAGUCUGCGCAGCACGCUGCUCACGGUGCUGGGCGCCUGCGCGCAGGUGGCCGCGCUCCUGGCCGCGCUGCUCGGCCUGCUGCCGUGGGGCGGCGGCUCCGCGCUGCGCCUCGCCCUCGGCCGCCUGGGCCGCGGCGCCGGCCUCGCGAAGGCCCUGCCCGUGUGAGAGCCCGCGCCGUCGGGAAGGACGAGGAGCCGGCGCCGGCCAGCACCGUCGGGGACCAGCCAGCCGAGCCAGGGACUGGGCGGGCCGGUUCGUUAGCCGCCCGCCGCCCGCCGCGACACGGCCCGCAGACACGCGGACGGCGCGGGGCAGAGGCCCGCCCUUGACUGUGCCGGCCGCUCCGUGGACUCGGAGCGCCUGCUGCGACGCACGAACAGUGUCAGAAGCUCCUCGACUUCAGCGUUUUGUGCUAUACUCGGCUCGGAAAACGAGAUCUUGUCAUUGAAUUGGUGAUAGUAUGCUGUAACACGGCAAUUGGAGGUUGCUUUAGCAUUGUUUGGUCUUAGACUUGAGCUGAGAAAAAAACAAUAGCUUUUCUUUGAA